Apus apus (common swift) is the source of this 6662-nucleotide messenger RNA. It is a transcript of the gene DGCR2, whose product is annotated as DiGeorge syndrome critical region gene 2. Gene Ontology annotation, molecular function: protein binding. NCBI's taxonomy places the organism in Eukaryota, Metazoa, Chordata, Aves, Apodiformes, Apodidae. Gene Ontology annotation, cellular component: membrane. The record is from RefSeq and is a predicted model, not a curated record. The transcript has 10 exons. The coding region runs from base 267 to 1904 and encodes 545 amino acids.
AUCUUGUGCGUCGCCGGAGCCAGGCGAGCGGCCCGCGGCGCCGCCCGAGCCCCCGCUGCUCCCGCCGCAGCCGCCGCCGCAGCCAGGGCCGCUGGCUCCCGCCCGGGGGCGGCGGCGGACGGCGGAGGGGAAGAGCUCGGUGCGGACGGGGACCUCCCGCGCGCCCGGCUUCGGCGGCGGCGGCGGCGACCCCUCCUCCCGCCGCUCCUCGCGUCCCUCCCCGCGGGUUUGUGGCGCUGCGCCGGGGGAGGAUGAACGGAGGAUAAAUGGUGCCCAAGGCGGACAGCGGCACCUUCCUCCUCCUCUUCCUCCUGGUGCUGAGCAUCACUGAGCCGCUGCGGCCAGAGCUCCGCUGCACCCCAGGGCAGUUUGCGUGUCGAAGUGGUACCAUCCAGUGCAUCCCUUCAAACUGGCAGUGUGAUGGGUGGCCCACCUGUGAGGAUGAGAGUGAUGAAGUUGACUGUCCAGGCUUGACAGGGGACCAGCGAACUUACCAUGGGAAGGAGAAUGUGGACUCCAGGCACAGUCGAGGGAGAGGAGGAGAGACAACCCGCUUCCACACUGUCAAUGUGGCACAGCCUGUCCGAUUUAGCAGUUUCCUAGGAAAGUGCCCAACAGGGUGGCACCACUACGAGGGCACAGCCAGCUGUUACAGGGUGUAUUUAAAUGGGGAGAACUACUGGGAUGCUGUGCAGACAUGUCAGCGAGUGAAUGGAUCCCUUGCCACCUUCACUGCCGACCAGGAGCUGAGGUUCAUCCUGGCACAGGAGUGGGACUUGGAAGAAAAAACAUUUGUAAGGAAGGACCAGCGUAGGUUCUGGGUUGGGUACCAAUAUGUGAUCACCAAUCGAAAUCACUCUCUAGAAGGUCACUGGGAAGUAGCUUACAAAGGCUCUUCAGAAGUCUUUCUACCCCCUGACCCUAUCUUUGGGACUGCUAUGUCUGAAAAUGAAAACGUUCUUUGUGCCCAGCUUCAGUGUUUCCAUUUUCCUACCCUCCGGCACCACGGUUUGCACAGCUGGUAUGCUGAAAACUGCUAUGAGAAAUCUUCAUUCCUCUGCAAAAGGAGCCAGACUUGCGUUGAUAUCAAAGACAACAUUGUGGAUGAAGGCUACUAUUUCACUCCAAAGGGGAAUGAUCCCUGUUUGAGCUGCACGUGUCACAACGGUGAACCCGAGAUGUGUGUGGCUGCCCUGUGUGAGCGGCCCCAGGGCUGCCAGCAGUACCGCAAGGACCCUAAGGAGUGCUGCAAGUUCACCUGUUUGGACCCAGAUGGCAACAGUUUGUUUGACUCGAUGGCGGGGGGCAUGCGGCUGAUCGUCAGCUGCAUCUCCUCCUUCCUCAUCCUCUCCCUGCUGCUUUUUAUGGUCCAUCGGCUGCGCCAGAGGCGGAGGGAGCGCAUCGAGUCCUUGAUUGGGGCAAACUUGCACCAUUUUAACCUGGGCCGCAGGAUGCCUGGUUUUGACUAUGGUCCUGAUGGUUUUGGAACUGGCCUUACUCCACUGCAUCUCUCAGAUGAUGGGGAAGGUGGGGCAUUUCAUUUCCAUGAUCCACCUCCACCCUACACUGCUUACAAGUAUCCAGAUAUUCAACACCCAGAUGACCCACCUCCUCCUUAUGAGGCUUCUGUCAAUCCAGACAGCAUCCUUUGUUCCACUCCAGAUGGAGUUCUCCCUCAGACUGUGCAAAGCAGUCCUCCAUCACUAGGAAACUGUGAUGUAUCCCCACAGCUUACAGAGGGGUCGCUUCCUCCCUCAGUUGGUCCUUCUCCAGUGGAGCUGGAAGACUCUGCUGACAGCAGCACCUUUCUGGUCCCUCCUGACACACCCCUCAAUGAAAACCCGCCGGCAGAAACUCUGGCAGGCAGCCGGCCCAGCCACUGUUCCCUCAACACCAUCGUGUGAAGGAGUGAAAGACCAACGGCUGGUCAGGAGUAGUUUUAGCAACUGUUUGCACAGACAAACACUUAAUCCAUGGUUUGGACUUCAGAAGGAAUCUCCACUUCUUUUUCUGAACACGGCUUUUAUGUUCUAGGUUUAGGAUUGUGCCUCUCGUUUUUUUGGCUGUCGUUGUUCAUUCACUAAUCGGUUUGUCCUGUAAAUAUGGAUUGCACAGCUGCUCUUUUUUCCUUUGGCUACGGAAAAGAGCGCAGGGAAUUCUUUUGACUUCUAAGGAGGUGAAAAGUAUGGGUAGUUUGUUGUGGUUUUUUUUUUUUCCUUAACCUGAGAGGAAACAAAAUCGAUGUCAGAAAAAAGCUGCUUGGAUUUGACUGGAUACCAUUGGACCCAGGGAAGAGACAAGGGAAAAGGAGGGUGUGAGCAGUCACCAUUCAAUCAGUGGCUUUCUCUUGAUUCAGUGCUACACAUGGAAAAGGGAAGGAAGAUGGAACUGCAGGGGAAGGGGCUGGGGUCUGUUUUACAGAGUGAGAACACUGGGGAGCUAAAACACAUGCCGCCAAGUAAGAGUUACACAGUAAACAACAUUUGUGUGUUUUGAUCUGCCUUGCUACUUCCAAACACUGUAGGGACUGGAGGAUGAAUGAUCUACACAAGGUGUGACAGGUGGCCACUGAGAAAACCAGAAUUUGCAAUUAGGAUUAUUUGCUGUUGGGAGCUGCAAAACCUCAUCUUGUUGGGGAAACUUGUGGCCCAUGAAAAAAACUGGGUCAGUGUAAGGCUUGUGUCCCUUCGGGAGCAUCCUCACAUGUUAGGUGGUUAUGAUCCCAUAAGGAAGACUGAGGGUCUGUAUUUUUUUUUGUAGUUUAACUCCCUUGCAGCAAACAGUUGUACAACACUGGCCUGGAUAAAACACUAUUCUUGCUUUUGUUAUUGCAUGCUGUAUUUAGCAUGUGUGUUCUCUCCCCUCCAUUUCACUUCUUGAUAGUUCCAGAGAUACCAUUUUAAAACAGUGAUCAACAAGCACUAUAUGUGAGGAUUAAUUCUAAUUGGACACUUGUUCCUUAUCUGAGUCCUAUAAAUUGCCAGCCCUCUCCUAGGGCUUUCCCCUGUGCCUCCCAAACCAUUUAUCCAGGUCCCAUGAGGGGUCAAUGAGAUUAGUGUACAUAAAUCAAUAAAAAAGCAGUUUGCUUCAGUCUGGUAUGUCAUCUUAAAUUUCCCUCUCAGAUGGAACUCUUUAAAAUAAGUUAAUUUACUGAUGGCAAAACGAUUCAUUCACUCCCUCACUACACCCAAAGUCAAGCACUGUUGGUUUUGAUAAUGAUUGCAAAACAGUCUUUGCAGGUGAUUUUAAGUUGUUUGGAUUUCAGUGUGCAAAUAAUUUACCUUUUCCCCCAUCCUCUUCUUGCCUCUGCUUCUCCUUGAUUUACUGUAGCAGCAGAUGAGAGGAAUUAUAAGGAAUUUGUAAAGAGUGCCCCUCAUGAGUCUUCUCCUGUUACCUUAUGAAGGGCACAAGCCCAGAGGGACAGGGAGAAAUGGGGGCGUGUACGUGAUCUAUUUUUCUAGUAAUGAUGACAAAUCAUACUCGUAUGACAAAUCCUAACCCACUGUUGUGGUUUCCCAGUGCAGCUGACUCUUUCCCCAAUUAAUAUGCUGCUACUUUCUAUUCUGUCUUUUGCCUGUAGGCUUAUACUGUACUUGGGGAUUGGUCUUGACAAUUCACCUCCUUUUGCACAGAAAACUGUGAGUUUUGUUGUUGAGAUCAGAUCUGGUGUCUUGAUGUUCAGACGCUUGCUGACGAUCUUGAGUCCAGCAGAGAGAGCGAAUCCCAGAGCCGCAGUCACAGCGGUCAGGGUUGGAAGGGACCUCUGAAGAUCAUCUAGUCCAACCCCCCACAGCUCUGGGGUGCGCUGCUGGCAGGAGGGGGGGAGGAAGCAGCAUUGGGAAGCCGCUCCCCCUGGAGCUGUGCCAGUGCCUACAGCCUGCUCUCUGGUUUGACUGGCUCCAACAGCAGUGGGAUGAAACGAGAGGAGCAGUUCUCCACCCUCGGGAUCUCUUGCCAUCUCCUCCUCUGAGCUCAAGCCCUGGUCUAACGCAGUAGAUGGAUAGCAGUAGUCAGAACCUUGCCUGCAAAUGAUUGAGCAUUUCUGAAGUAUGAAAAUAAAGCGGGUUUUGUGCAUUUUUGAGCACAUUCAUACGUUUUAUACAUUGUAUGUACUGAUUUUUCUUUAGUUUUAUAGGUAUGAAUGCGUGUGUGCGUGUGUGUGUUUCUGGGUGGCUAUAUGUGUAUAUAUAUAUAUACACACCCAUACAUACUGUACGUAGAUGGUAACCUUUGUGCUGCAUCCAGCUAGCUGAAGCUAAGCACUGGGGUAUACACUAGGCUCUUAGGGUUAAUACUUCUCUCAAGCUGGCUACACUCUGUUGUAGGACAGGCUGUGAUAGUGUACACUUCAGUAGGAUGCAAAGUCUGUGCUACUAGGAUCUGUUCCUGAAGAAUAUUUUGUUAGCAGUGCAAAAUAGAAACCUCCCAAUUUCUUUUGAAGCCAGAUGGAAUAUUUGUUCUUUGUAGUAUCCUAGCGCAAUAACAAAAGGCCUUUUGGCUUGGUUUGGUCUCUGAAGCUGUGUUUUGUGGCUGAGGUGAACAGAUACCUUACCUCACUCUUCUAAUGUUGUGGGAAUCAGUUUGGUUUGGGUUUUUUUUAAUUCUACAUUUGAUUCUGUGGUGAAUUUUAUUUGAAAAUAAGCUCUUUUACAACUGGCAACUUCAUGGUGGCUCCUGGAUGUAGCUAUUCCAAAUGGAGGCUGCUUUGUAGAAGCCUCAGUGUGAUAUUUUCCCCAUUGCUUCUGAGCCUUUCCCACUUGUAUAUGGGCAUGGAGGCUGCUAUAUUCUCUCUUUUCCCCAUCCUUCUUCAUUUUAACUGUAAACAAGGGAAGUUUUGCCUUGAACAAAGCAGCUCACUAAGUAUGGUUCGUUUACCUCUUGGUGAGCUUCUAAUUUGGCAAUAAAAUUGUAAAUUUUUUCCCUUUUUAACGUGGCUUUUACAUUCAAUACUUUCUCUUGGAGUAAGAGCCUUUGUAGCAGAUGACAUCACAACUACUUCUGGACCAACUGGGGAGAAGUUAAGUUUUCUUGACAGCAGUUGACUCCUCAGCAAACCUUCCUUGCCCUGGGCAAGGUGACUGGUAAGCAGUUUGUCCUGACCACCAAUUACAGAGGGGUGAUGCUUGCCUGAGAAGGACCUUUCUGUUUUGAUUGCCUUUAGAUUGAUGAGAUCUCUGGAGUUACUUUUUGCAUUGGUGUGUUCUUUUUUUUUUUCCCUCACCACCGUUCACUUCUCUGGAUGUUUUUCUUACCUACUGAUGGCAUCCGAAAUGUUCCUCCAGACCCAGCAGGGGAGAUGACAUUGCCACAUCAUUCCCAGCAGCACAUGAGCAGAGAGUGUGUUUCUCUUGGGAUGUUGUCAUGAAGUCACAGCGCUCGGUUCUGUGCAGGGCUCGCACCCCCAGCGUGACCCCAACAGAACUACUCCCCGCAUUCCUCACCCUUAGGUUGUGCUGUGGUGCCAUAUUGAGGCCUCUGCUGUUCCUUCCCCUCUGUCUGUCCUGGUGUUACCGUGCACAGUCUCACAGCAGCCUCUGAUGUUUUCACUCUACUAGUUGCAGAGCGUUGUCAUGUUAGGAGGACGGUGGGUUUCAGUCUGUGCUGGAAAAUCAAAGCUGUCAUUCAGAUCUACAAAGAGCUUGUCUGUGUCAUGUUCAGUCUGGUCUAGGUUUGAGCCUUGGGCUGUUCCUUUACCCAUUCAUGGCUGGACACACAUCUAGAAGAAUGAAGUAGGUGGCAGAUUGUUUCUGAAGGCUUGAUCUGACAGUUGGCGGGUGCUCUGUCUCCACGGAUGUCACUGGUUACACGUCACUUGGGGAGAAAAUGUUUUUGUCAGCAGUAAUUACUGUUCUUUUCGCAUCUAAUGGUAAAUUAAUUUGAAGGUGUUUUUAAAAGACAUUUUUAUAUUUCAGAUGUGGCUUUUCAGUGGCGAAGCAUUGAAGUUUUAAUGUUGCCUCACACAAUUCAUUGUGUGUAGGUUUGGGUUGGGUUUUUUUCAGUUUUUUUCUCCCUUGCUAAGGACCACACAGUAGACAGAAGUGUCUUAAGUUCCACUUGCAAGUUGGGAGCUGGACCCUAAAAGCAGAUUAGGGUAGGGGAGGCAAAUCAAAGUCCAUACAUUUUGCUUCUGAUGGUCCAAAUGAAAUGCACGUGUCUUUGGAACAGACAUUUGGAGCAGUUCAGAUCUGCUUCCCCUGGCACCCGCCCGCGUUACCUGCCUGCUGCAGUACCACAGCUUUCAUUUCCCAGUACUGUGCACCUGGAGGGGUGAGUGGGUUGGAGUUGAUGCCAGCCCAGAGGCCAUGCUUGCAGGCUGCCCUCAGCUUGGGGCUGGCUGGUGCCUGAGAGGCUGUGAGAGAGAACCAGACACUGCUUUUUACCUUCUCCUGGAAAAUCAUUUUAGCCAGCGCUGCAUUUGCAGGCUUCUCCUGUGUAGUUGGUUUGUGACUGGACUUAACUGUGGCAGUGUAUAAAAGAUUUUGAUAUUCUGUGAAAUACCAUGUAGAAUUUAAAUUUGAUACUAUAAGAAUUCAGUCCCUGUGACACUGGUUUUUUUGUUUUAACUUCUUUCUUUGGGGUUGACACUAAUAUUUUUUUUUUUUCUCAAGAUGCUGUGAGAAACAUUUCAUCCAAAUGCCAAAUAAACUGUGUUCUGUAAGAGA